Molecule: messenger RNA, 618 nt
Organism: Bombyx mori (domestic silkworm)
Lineage: Eukaryota; Metazoa; Arthropoda; Insecta; Lepidoptera; Bombycidae
Product: ribonuclease H1-like
Exons: 1
Coding region: 1-618 (205 amino acids)
Biological process (GO): DNA replication, removal of RNA primer
Molecular function (GO): nucleic acid binding; RNA-DNA hybrid ribonuclease activity
Source: RefSeq, a predicted model, not a curated record
AUGAAGAAGGGGGUGACAUCGCUGGCCGGCCGUGAGGUGGAACGGGUAGUGGCAUUCGCAGACACGCCGCACCCGGCGGAACAUACGACCAUGGAGUUCGUGAGCCUGGUGGAUCAGUCACAUGUGGAAACCCACAACAGCCAAGAUGUACGAUUCUUCACAGACGGCAGCAGGAUCGAGGGCAAAGUCGGAGCGGCACUCUCCCUUUGGGAUAGGGAGGCCGAGAUCAAGUCCUCGAAACUUAGUCUGCCUUCUUGCUGUACUGUCUACCAGGCGGAACUCCUGGCAAUAUGCGUAGCCACCAGACAGAUACUGCGGCGCGGGGAGGGAGCUUUUGGCAUCUAUAGUGACUCAAAGGCCGCACUACAGACAGUCACGAACCAGAGUGCCCUCCAUGCCUUAGCAGUGGAAGCCAGAGCCAACCUCGACAUGGCUUUAUCCCAGGGCAAAGAUAUAUCCUUGUUCUGGAUAAAGGCACACGCUGGACUGGAAGGGAAUGAGCGCGCCGAUCACCUGGCCAAAGAAGUGGCUCUAAAAAGAAAAACGAAGCCGGAUUAUGACCUCUGCCCGGUUUCAUUCGUCAGGCGACAGAUCCGUUUGGAGUCGCUGGCUGAGUGA